This is a messenger RNA of Rhododendron vialii, 2701 nucleotides long. RefSeq lists its product as uncharacterized. Bases 1 to 1365 code for a protein of 454 amino acids. Lineage: Eukaryota; Viridiplantae; Streptophyta; Magnoliopsida; Ericales; Ericaceae. The record is from RefSeq and is a predicted model, not a curated record. The transcript has 2 exons.
AUGGACAAGACUUGGAUUGAUUUACCAAGGAUGUCAAGGGACUACUUUGAUGGGAUUGACAGAUUUCUUGAGUUUGCAUACACUGAUAAGCUUGAUGAUUCAUUCAUCAGUUGUCCUUGUAGAAAAUGUGAGAAUCGCUAUAGUUUUCCUCGAGCAGCUGUAAGGAAACAUCUUUACUCUUGUGGAUUUUUUAAGAAGUACAAAAAUUGGACAAACCAUGGGGAGUCAUAUGCUUUUCUUAGUGGAGAGCAAGCCUAUGGAACUUUUGAAAACUCAACAGUUGGGGACGAUAUGGUUGGAAUGAUAAGUGAUGCUCUAAGGAAUCAACAUUCGGGUACAAGUGUUGGGAAUGAUGAACGAAUUCCAAAUGAACCUCAAAAAGGGCCUGAUGAAGCAAUGGCAGCGUAUCUCAAACUUCUUGAGAAUGCAAAUACCGAGUUGUAUCCUGGGUGUAAAAAUUUCACAUCAUUGUCGUUUAUUGUUCGACUUCUACAUAUGAAGGUGCUCAAUAAGUUGACAAACAAGACGAUUGACAAGUUUCUUGCAUUUUAUCAUGAGGCUUUCCCUGAGGCCUUGAAUCUUCCGAAUUCGUACUAUGAAGCCCAAAAGAUAAUUGAUGAUUUGGGCUUUACAUACAAGACGUGGGAUGCAUGUCCUAGAAGUUGCAUGUUGUUUAGAAACGAGCAUGCAAAUCUUGAUGCUUGUGUCGUAUGUGGUGAAUCGAGAUGGAAAGUGACUAUCACUAAGUCAAAAACUGGCAAGAAACGUGGUAAAAAAAGGGCUACGAAACAAAUGAGGUAUAUCCCUUUGAAGUCAAAAUUGCAAAGGUUUUUUACGUCAUCCGAAAUAGCCAAGCUCAUGAGUUGGCAUGCCGAUGGACAAACCAAUGAUGGUGUUCGUAGGCAUCCUGCUGACGCUCCUGCAUGGAAGGAAUUUGAUCGUCGACAUGUCAGGUUUGUUGGUGAUAUUCGAAACAUAAGACUUGGGUUAGCAUCUGAUGGAUUCAAUCCAUAUGGAACAAUGAGCAUAACUCAUAGCACUUGGCCUGUCGUGUUGGUUGUGUACAAUCUACCGCCAUGGAUGUGCAUGAAACAACCAUUUUUUAUUUUGUCUUUGGUUAUUGAUGGCCCGAAGGGACCAGGCGAUAAGAUUGAUGUGUAUUUACAACCAUUAAUUGAGGAGCUAUUGGAAUUAUGGAAUGAAGGAGAACUCACAUUUGAUGCAUCAACCAACCAAAUGUUUCAACUGCAUGCAGAUUUAAUGUGGACAAUCAACGAUUUCCCCGCAUAUGCCAACUUGUCAGGAUGGAGUACCAAAGGAAAAUUUGCUUGUCCUUCAUGCAAUAAAAACACAGUAUCUUGCUAGUUGAAACAUGGUAAGAAGCAAUCCUACAGGGGUCAUCGCCGAUUCUUACCAAGUGAUCAUAAAUUUCGAAAGGAUAGAGUGUCAUUUGAUGGAACACGGGAAUGGAGAAGCAAGCCUAAACCAUUGUCUGGAUCUGAGUUGCUGAAUCAAAUCGAAUUAGAAGGUAUCCUUACCCAAUACAAGAUAUUUGAUCUUAAGGUACGGUUUGAGAGAUUAAAAGCCAAGGAAUCCGAUACAUCUUCAGACCACAAUUGGAAAAAGAAGAGCAUAUUUUUUGAGCUGCCAUAUUGGGAAUUCAAUUUAAUCAGAAACAAUAUUGAUCUAAUGCAUGGGGAGAAGAACUUUUGUGACAAUAUAUUAUGGACAAUACUUGGAGUUGUAGGAAAAUCUAAGGACAAUCCUAGUGCCAGGCGUGAUCUAGAAUUUCUACAUAUUAGAAAGUCGUUGCAUUUGCAGUCAAGAGGGUCCAAGAAAGCAUAUAUGCCACCACCACAAUUUACAAUGAGCAAAGAAGAAAAGAGGAUAUUUCUCAAAGUAUUAAAGGAAGUUCGAGUGCCAGACGGUUAUGCAUCGAAUAUCUCAAGACGUGUGCGCCUAGAUGAUACAAGUAUUGGGGGACUUAAGAGUCAUGACAACCAUAUUCUAAUGCAACAACUUAUACCUAUUGCCAUUCGAAAAGCGUUGCCUAAGAAGGUGGUUGAACCCUUGAUUGAAUUGGGAAAUUGUUUUAGACAAUUUUGCUCCAAAGUUAAUCGUGCUUCAGACUUGGAAUAUCUUGAAGAUCGUUUUGUAGUGACGCUGUGCCAUCUUGAGAAAAUAUUUCCACCAUCCUUUUUUGAUAUAAUGGAACACUUGGCUGUACAUUUAGCUGAAGAAGCAUUAAUUGCUGGACCGGUUCAAUUUCGAUGGAUGUAUCCAAUCGAGAGAUUCCUUCUUAUGCUGAAACAAUAUGGGCGGAAUAAAGCUUAUCCGGAGGCUUCAAUAGUUAAAGGUUACUUGAUGGAAGAUUGUAUGAAUUUUUGUGCGCAGUAUUUGAAUGACGUGGAAACAAAAUUGAAUCGUCCAGCGAGGAACUAUGAUGGCGGUGACAGUAUGGGUCGGGGUGUGGGGGAAAACACGAUAUUUCACCUUGAUGAUAGAGAAUGGAUACAAGCUCAUCGAUAUAUUUUGUUCAACACCAAUUCAGUUGCACCUUUCAUUACGAAGCACCUUGAAUUUCUCAAAAAUAAGAUGCCUCGAGCUGAUGAUCAUCAAAUUCAGCAGGAGCAUUUUGAAACAUUUCAUGCUUGGUUCAAGGACCAUGUAUGUAUUUUUCUAUAAGUCAUAAUCAAACAUA